AUGGGAGAUAAGACGAGAUGCGAGAACUUCUGCGGCAUAACUCUCAUCGACGUUGCUUCGAAGAUCUUCGCUGUUGUCGUACUCAGGCGAUUCCAGACUGUGCAUGACUCAAGGACGGGGCCCAACCAAGCCGGAUUUCGUGCUGGACGUGGAUGCGCAGAUCAGAUAUUUACAUUGAGGCGCAUUCUAAAAUUUCGCGAUAGCCACCAACAACCGACGGUCGUCUGCUUCAAUGAAUUUGCCGCCGCGUUCGAUUACGUUCAUCAUGAGUUCCUGUGGCGGAUAAUGGCUCUAGAUGGUGUACCGGCAAAAAUCAUCGCCUUGAUGAAGGCCUAUUAUCGCUUUACUUCUGCGAGAAUCCUGGUCCGCAACAUUCUUUCCCAACCCUUCGGUAUUCGGUCAGGUGUUCGACGAGGUUCUAUCAUGUCACCCAUUCUGUUCAACUAUGCUAUUGACUGGAUCCUCGGAAGGACCCUACGCGAAAGUGACGGCGUUGAGUUUGCACCCGGACAUCGACUAACUGAUCUUGACUAUGCCGAGGAUAUCGCCUUACUUACUUCAAGUUUUGGUGAUCUGCAGUCUAUGAUGUCGCGGGUGAACGAGGUCGCUAAAUCGGUCACUUUAUCCAUAAGCGUUGGGAAGACCCAAGUGUUUUCAAGCUGCAUCUCUGACCAGGUGAAUCCACGUAUCGGGAUUAAUGGCUGUAAACUUAAAGAAGUAGACAGUUUUAAAUACCCCGAGGCAAGGCAGCGGCCUAACGAACAGAGAAAGGAUGACAUUGUCUCUCGAAUUGAUGCUGGCCGCUGGGUUUUCUCAAGCCUACGGAAAUGCCGAUGGAUCGGGCGUGACGUCUCCAUCGCCACUAAAAUUCGCGUGUACCGUGCAUCUGUCCUGUCUGUCCUUAUCUACGGUUGCGAGCGCUGGACUUUGUGCGCGGAGGAGGAACGCAAACUGGAGGUAUUUUCCACCACAGCUUGA
Spirometra erinaceieuropaei is the source of this 978-nucleotide messenger RNA. The record is from the annotation of a GenBank genome assembly. NCBI's taxonomy places the organism in Eukaryota, Metazoa, Platyhelminthes, Cestoda, Diphyllobothriidea, Diphyllobothriidae.